Molecule: messenger RNA, 527 nt
Organism: Antrostomus carolinensis (chuck-will's-widow)
Lineage: Eukaryota; Metazoa; Chordata; Aves; Caprimulgiformes; Caprimulgidae
Gene: CIDEC
Product: cell death inducing DFFA like effector c
Exons: 4
Biological process (GO): regulation of apoptotic process; apoptotic process
Source: RefSeq, a predicted model, not a curated record
AUGGAUUACGCCAAGUCCCUCAGCCUGCGUCUGGCUGCCCCUGUCUCCAAAUGUGUCUCAGCAAGUGCCUCCAUGACCCAGCAGCUGCUGUCGAGCCCGACCCCCCGUCCCCGUCCCUACCGCGUCUGCAACUGGGACCGCAGCCUGCGCAAGGGCAUCAUGGCACAGAGCCUGGGCGACCUGCUGCGCCAGGCUCAGAGCGCCCUGCUCGCCCCGGGUCCCAUCUCCUUGGUGCUGGAUGAAGAUGGCACCGCAGUGGAGACAGAAGCUUUCUUCCGGACGUUGGAGGAGGGGACGGUGCUGAUGGCCCUGAGCAAGGGACAGACCUGGGCUGCCUCCAAGACACCUGGCUACCAGCUGAGCCUGUCCCGCAAGCCUCCUCGGAGGAUUGAUGUCGCCUGUGUCACCUUCGAUCUCUACAAGACCAACCCACGGGACCUGGGAUGUCUCAAUGUCAAAGCCACGCUCUAUGGCACCUACAGCAUGUCCUAUGACCUGCGCUGCUACGGGGCCAAGCGCCUGAUGAA